CAUUCCCUAUUGUUUUGGGAAUAUUUCUUCACUAUUUCUUUUCUUCUCUUCAGUCAACAUCCAUUGACUUAUUUUCCUCUCUAAAGUCUAAAUUUUGAUUUGUAAAAUCCCCCUUUAUUCUGUGUCUGUUAGUCACAAACAAUAAACAAUUUCUAGUCAAUUUGUAGGCUGCAAAACCCAAAUUUUAGUUUUUUAGCUCUUACCCCUUCUGGGUUUCUAGUUUUUACUGUGAAUUUUGCCCUAAAUCAAGAAUAUUCUUGUUCAAGAUCUUAAUUUGGGCUUAAUUUGUUGCAUACCCACCAAUUUCUGCUUGUUUUUGGUGUAAUUGUAGCUUAAGUUUUAGUGGGUUUCUUAUAUUCUUUCUUGUUUUUCAAGAACUUUUUGUUGAUUGAGUGUUUGUCACUGAUCUGGGUUACUUUGAACUGGGUAUGUUAGGGUUUUAGCAUGGAGCUAAAGAAGGAAAAGAUUGUAAGGUUUCAUUCUGGUGAGAAACUAGACCCUGAUAUUGUAUUGCCAAAGUCAGACCCUAAAAGAUUAGAUAAGUCAUCAUCUACUUAUAAGCUUUCAUCAAUUUACUAUAAUGGAGGUGGGAAUUUAGGGGUUAGUGGUAGAAUAGGAGAAGCAUAUAAGUUUGGUAAGACUAAGGUUUUGCCAGAGGAGGAUGAAGAGUCAUGGAGGAAGAAGAUACUAGAUCCUGGGAGUGAUAUUGUGCUGAGAUGGAACAAGAUUUUCAUUGUUGCAUGCUUGCUGGCGCUUUUCAUCGACCCGCUCUACUUUUACCUGCCUGGGAUAUCUGGAAAUAGUAAGACUUAUUGUGUGAAAACUGAUUUGCAUUUGCAAAUUUUUGUCACCUUGUGUCGGACUGUUGCGGAUCUCUUUUAUCUCUUGCACUUGAUUAUCAAAUUCAGAACAGCUUAUGUUGCUCCUAGUUCUCGGGUUUUUGGAAGGGGCGAGCUUGUGAGAGACCCCAACAUGAUUGCACGGAGGUACUUCAAAUCUGAUUUCUUCGUUGAUGCCAUUGCUACAUUGCCUCUGCCCCAGUUUGUAAUCUGGUUCAUCAUACCUGCAUCGAGAAGUCCAAGAACUGAUCACAACAACAAUGCUCUUGCGCUCAUUGUUUUGCUUCAGUAUAUUCCUCGAUUGUAUCUGAUUUUCCCCCUGAGUUCUGAAAUCAUAAAGGCCACCGGAGUUGUCACAAAGACUGCAUGGGCUGGUGCAGCAUACAAUCUAUUGUUAUAUAUCCUAGCUAGCCAUGUUCUUGGGGCAGCAUGGUAUUUACUUUCAAUUGAGAGGUAUACACACUGUUGGAAGUUCAGCUGCAGACAUGAAAAAGUCCCUCAAAAAUGCGAGCCUCAUUUUUUAGAUUGUAAUAUGGUCAACAAUAUAAAGCGUAUGGCUUGGGCUAACACAACUAGUGUAUUCAGCAACUGUGAUCCAAAACAAAGUAAGAGCUUCACAUAUGGAAUUUUUGAAGAUGCAGUAAAGAAGAAUGUCGUAUCCUCCAAUUUUAUCCGGAAGUACUUCUAUUGUUUAUGGUGGGGCUUGCAGCAAUUAAGCUCAUAUGGGCAGAAUCUAAAUACAAGCACAUUAAUUGGGGAGACUUCAUUUGCCAUACUCAUUGCAAUUUUGGGUCUUGUCUUAUUUGCACAUUUGAUUGGGAAUAUGCAGACUUAUCUCCAAUCCAUCACUGUAAGGCUUGAGGAGUGGAGACUCAAGCGAAGAGAUACUGAAGAGUGGAUGAGGCAUCGACAACUCCCUGAAGAUCUGAGACAGCGUGUCCGACGUUUUGUACAGUAUAAAUGGCUUGCAACUCGAGGUGUGGAUGAAGAAGCAAUCCUGACUAGCUUACCUGUUGACCUACGUAGAGACAUCCAGCGUCACCUGUGCUUAGAUCUUGUUCGAAGGGUUCCUUUCUUCUCACAGAUGGAUGAUCAGCUACUCGAUGCAAUAUGUGAACGUCUUGUAUCUUCAUUAUGUACAGAGGGUACAUAUAUUGUUCGAGAGGGUGAUCCUGUGACAGAGAUGCUUUUCAUCAUUCGAGGUAGAUUGGAGAGUUCCACCACAAAUGGAGGUCGAACUGGAUUUUUUAACUCGAUUAUUUUGAAACCUGGAGACUUUUGUGGUGAAGAGUUGCUUGGUUGGGCUCUUCAUCCAAAAUCCUCUCUCAAUCUUCCUUCUUCAACCAGAACUGUGAGAGCCUUUGUUGAAGUGGAAGCCUUUGCCCUUAGAGCAGAAGAUCUGAAGUUUGUAGCCAAUCAAUUUAGGCGCCUUCACAGCAAGAAACUUCAGCAUACAUUUCGGUUUUACUCUCACCAUUGGAGGACCUGGGCUGCCUGUUUUAUACAAGCUGCUUGGCGGCGGUACCAGAGGAGAAGGACAGCAAAAGGUCUUUCAUCCUUGGAUUCUUUCGCGUCUGAGAGAGAUGAUGACGAUACUAGAGAGUAUGAAUCGUGUGCAACUCCUCGGGCAGUAUCAAGCCUAAAAGUGACAUUUUUGGCUUCAAAAUUUGCAGCAAACACCAGGAGAGGUGCUCAGAAGAUUAAGCUGCAGAAACCGGAAGAGCCUGAUUUUUCUGCUCCUGAUGAUGAUUGAGCACAUACUAUAUAUAUGUAUAGAAAAUCUUAUAAACUUAUGUUCAAAGGCUGAAUGGCGAAAAGAAGCCAUGAGAGCAGAAGCCAAUGUUAAGCCGUACACAAAAUUGCUGGAUAUUUCUCUUGGUCAGCCAUCAUCUGCAUUGUUUUGCAUCUGAAUUACCUGCUGGUGCACACAGGAGAGAGUUGUUCGAGAAUUGCAAUGUGCAACAAAGUGAAGAUUUGGACAAGCAAUUCAUUGAAUUUACUUACAGGAAUUAUGUACUGGGUAGCAAUAUAGUAUUUGAUAAAAUGAAAUUGAAUUUUUUGAACCCGGGAUCGUUCAAUGCCUGACUGCCUGUACUUGUCACGGAAAUAUGACAAUCAUAUAUAGAUGUACUAUACACUAAUAACACGACGAUAUAUAUAGCAUAUCCCUGUUAUUUUCUUUUUGUAUUUUUUAAUGGUUUGCAUACACGAUAAUUGGUUGUA
Molecule: messenger RNA, 3062 nt
Organism: Chenopodium quinoa (quinoa)
Lineage: Eukaryota; Viridiplantae; Streptophyta; Magnoliopsida; Caryophyllales; Amaranthaceae
Product: cyclic nucleotide-gated ion channel 17-like
Exons: 7
Coding region: 445-2592 (715 amino acids)
Biological process (GO): potassium ion transport; transmembrane transport
Cellular component (GO): membrane
Molecular function (GO): voltage-gated potassium channel activity
Source: RefSeq, a predicted model, not a curated record